AUGUCUACUGCUUCAGCAACGAGGGAUGGACUUCGAACUCUAAAGAGGUAUCCUUCAAUGUUCAUGGAAUUGUCUACGUCCCCGAAUCGGAAAUGCCCCAAGAUCCUUUGGAGGUGGAAGGUAUGGAUGAAAACACAAUAUGCGCUCGAGACGCUCCAGCAGCUAAUCGUUUCCCGUUUACUAGUUCGUCGUCUUUCGGAGGCAUUGGCCCAGGUUAAGGAUGAGCAAUCUUAUAUUGUGGUGAGAGAGCGGGUACACCGAAACACCGCCGAGAGCACAAAUGCUAGAGUGAAGUGGUGGAGUAUCUUCCAGCUUGCGGUGCUUAUCGGGGAGGGCAUCUUCCAGGUGUGGUGGUUGAAGAGAUUUUUUGAGGUCAAACGCGUGGUUUAA
Messenger RNA from Aspergillus oryzae RIB40, 390 nucleotides. RefSeq names its product emp24/gp25L/p24 family protein. Gene Ontology annotation, biological process: endoplasmic reticulum to Golgi vesicle-mediated transport; Golgi organization; protein retention in ER lumen. Lineage: Eukaryota; Fungi; Ascomycota; Eurotiomycetes; Eurotiales; Aspergillaceae. The coding region runs from base 1 to 390 and encodes 129 amino acids. The record is from RefSeq and is a predicted model, not a curated record. The transcript is spliced from 2 exons. Gene Ontology annotation, cellular component: endoplasmic reticulum-Golgi intermediate compartment; endoplasmic reticulum; Golgi apparatus.